AUGCAUCAAAUCAGGCGUAGUUGGAACGAUUUUUUGCACAGUUACGGUGAGAUCGAACGCAAUUUUAUCGUCAAUGAGCACGACGAGAGAAACUAUUGGAGGGUUGAACAUUCAUCAUUGGCAAAUGUCAAGACUUGCACUUUUUCUCUUUGCAUAAUUAAUUCGGUCAAGCUUUUUGCUAUCACCGAAAAAAAAACUCCAUUAACAGCUGAACUUUCACUCGUUAUUGUUGUUGGCCGCGCUUGUUCGCGCACUUCAUAUCAUUAA
Messenger RNA from Clunio marinus, 267 nucleotides. NCBI's taxonomy places the organism in Eukaryota, Metazoa, Arthropoda, Insecta, Diptera, Chironomidae. The record is from the annotation of a GenBank genome assembly.